Molecule: messenger RNA, 4278 nt
Organism: Leptopilina heterotoma
Lineage: Eukaryota; Metazoa; Arthropoda; Insecta; Hymenoptera; Figitidae
Product: ubiquitin carboxyl-terminal hydrolase 6-like
Exons: 13
Coding region: 170-3301 (1043 amino acids)
Biological process (GO): protein deubiquitination
Molecular function (GO): cysteine-type deubiquitinase activity
Source: RefSeq, a predicted model, not a curated record
AUCUGCUUAGUUCCGAUCCCUGAUUGUCAGCAAACGCUUCCUCUGCGCAGUGGCCGGUCCUGCUGGUCAUAUUUCACACUCACAUCAUUUUACACAAUGGCGGUGUAAGCUGCUCAUCAAUUGAAGAACUAUACUGCACCAUCCACUGCGAAAAUAAAUAGCAGACUGAAUGGACAAUAAGGUGGUUUCGGAAAUCGAAGACAAUUCGAUGAUCGAGUCGUCAGAAAUUUCCGAAUUAUUUGGGGCGUCACCUCGUCUCAGUCCGUUAACAUCUUCCCUAGAUCAGAACUUGACUCUACACGAAGAUAAUCUCCUUUCUGUGGACAACAUUAUGGGAAUUGAGAAUACCUGGGCAGAAAGUAAUACUCCGGCUUCAGACUUUCCAAUUCCACUUCCAGCUCCUGGGGACUUAGAAGGAUAUGCAGAUCCUGAUGUAGACCCCAUUGAUACCAACGGUGGAAUAGAAUAUGGUCCAUUUCUUCCCUCCAAUACACGUGCUCUUAACAAUCUUUUCACAGACACGGGGGAAACGCAAGAAAAUUCAGAGAAUGAGACAACCCUUGCUGGUGUUUGUGGCCUUCGUAAUCUUGGUAACACGUGCUUCAUGGCUGCAGGCUUGCAAUGUCUCACUGCCACACCUCCUGUGUUACGACAUUUCAUAGAUUUACAACAGCAAGGGGAGAAACUGCCACCACCUGGUUCUUUAAUGGCGCAUUUUAGUUCGCUACUUAGUCAAAUGUGGUCUGGUAGACAUAGCGUCAUUAGACCUACGGAAUUUAAACAGUCCCUAGGAGCUUACCACUCACAGUUCAAGGACUACAGACAACACGACUGUCAAGAGUUCCUUGCACUACUGUUGGAUUCAUUACAUGAGCAAAUGAACGUAGCGAAGCCUGCCAAAAAUUGCCAAUCAUCGAUGACAAUUAAUACUGCCAACUCUGUUAUUACCAACCAAAAUGGUAAACAAGAUUCAGUCGAUGCUACCUUCACUGCCACUAAUAAUACUGAAGAAGAAUUUAUGGACUGUUAUGAUAAUUCGCCUUCUCCAGAAUGUCCAAAUAGUCCAAACGUCACAAUGGCUGGAUCACCAAGAGAUUUAAGCUCACCCGUUGGUGAUUUGGACAGUACGACAAAUACGCCACACGGUUCUCCUUUAAAUGAGGAUGAAGAAACACUCGACUCAGACGAGGUGACUGUCACGAAGCCAAGGUUCAUUCACAAUAAAACACAAAAGGAUGAUUUAGGGUCUGUUAAUUUUAAUUCUCAUUACUCAAAACUGGACAAGCUAAACGAUUUGCAUGGAGUGAACAAUUAUCCUGGCCUCUGUGACAUUCUAAAAGAGGCAAAGACAAGUAAUGCCAAUUUUCUUGUGACCCAACCCGAGUGCAAUAAUGAAAUCCACUAUGACUCACAAAAGUUUCCAAAAGAAAAUAUCCGACGAACAACUCUGGACAACUCGAAUUUAACAGAAAAUCACGAUUUCGAUAACAAGAACGUUAGUGUCAAACGAAUAAAUGAAGUGAAUGUACAAAAAAAUAAUUGUAGUGUCGAAUGUGUGGGUAUUUCUAGUGGUUCAGAACCCGAAUGUGAUAGUGGACUUGAGAAGUGUAACGUCAAGAGAAUGAGACUCGAGGAUCAGGAAAAAAAUCAUCGUCGCGAUGGUUUGGGGCCUAGCGGAAUGCAAUCAUCGAAAAAUUUACAAAAUUAUGAAAAUGGCGCUGUAGCAUCGCAAGAUGAAAUCGAAGCCGACAAACAUUGGGCGAAGCACUUGAAGGCCAAUAGAAGUGUCAUUGUCGACACGUUUCAAGGGCAAUUCAAAAGUACAGUGGUGUGCGCAGUCUGCAAACACGUAUCUGUGACGUACGAACCCUUCAUGUAUUUGUCGGUGCCAUUACCUCACGCUAUGGAAAGACAAUUGAGUGUUACGUACGUUCCUGCGAACAAUGAAUCUCCCGUGAGAUGUGUUGUCUCUUUGAACAAACAGUCAAGAAUUGGUAAAUUGAAGGAAGAAUUACUGAAACUUCUCGGCAAGGAACACGUGGCAAUGUCUAACAUUGCGCUCGCCGAAGUUUUAGAGAAUCACAUUGCUAGGAUAUUGGAAGACAAUACGAUGCUGAAAUACGUGAACGCUAUGAACCGUUCAAUUUACGCCUUCGAGUUGACUGAUCCACCAGACGGACAUUCUACAUCCACUUCAAUUCCUGAUGGCGGUGGAGAUCGAGUUAUUGACUCUGAAUUCUGUCAAAAUGGCACAACGAGUAAUGAGGAAGUUGGAACGUGUUUAAUAUGUCUUGAAGAAUGCGAUGGAGAAUUAAAAAAGCACAGUGAAAACAAUUGUAAUUUCAUUAUGUGCGAUCCUUGUGUCGAGAACUACUUCAAGAGCCAAGCGACAAACAAUUGUCCAGUGUGUUCGACGAGUGUAACAGCCGCGUCGUUCACCAAGAUUGACCAGACUGGCCGACCAAGGCCUGCAAUUCGGAUAUUGAACGUACCACUGGUGCUGAGAUACGACACCAACGAGGCCACCAACAAUCGGAGGGACAUGAAACUCUUCAGCUAUCCUCAUUUAGUUCGGCUGCCUUCUCGAGUCAAUGCUGCCGAUUUGUACGAAGUUGUCAGGCGAGUUGUACCGCAGGAAGGGAAAUACACAAUACAUUUUGUGGAUGGACAGGGUCACCAUUGCUCAAGGUGUAUCUAUACCAAACACUGUACUGGUUGCGGAGUACCUGAAACAGGCACAGUUAGUUUACAAAAUGGCGACACAUUAGCUGUGCGUUACACAGAAAACAUUCCGAAAUUCGCAUCGCCGAUAGAUCAUAUUAGUGUCACAAAACAGCGACCACCCCAUCCGCUUUCUCUUUACGACUGUUUGCAAGCAUUUAGCCAAAGUGAAACUUUGGAUGAGCAUAAUCCGUGGUUUUGUCCAAAAUGCGAAGUCAACCAGUGUGCUACAAAAAGUCUCACCGUCCAUCGAUAUCCUAAGUUUCUUAUUGUAUAUCUAAAAAGAUUCGUAUUCCACGAAUGUAUUAGUAUGAAAUUAGAUGACAAGGUUACGUUUCCUCUUGUUGGGCUUAGUGUAGGAAAACAUCUGUAUGACUUAUACGCCUGUGUUUGUCAUUUCGGAGGAGUGUCAGCCGGACAUUAUACGGCAUACGCAAGAAAUCCUCGUACGGACCUCUGGCACUACUACAAUGACGAAGAGACAAGCAAGAAGAAGCCUCACGACGAAGAUUUCAGUAAUGCAUACAUCCUAUUCUACAAUCGGCAGCAGGGGACCAAUUUGAAGCCGUGUAACAUAUAAAGAGAAUAAUUUAAUGAAGUAAGGAGCAAAACGCGACAUGACGAAGUCUGCGACUAUUCAAGCUUUUCAGAAUUGUUUGAGGGCAGAAGGUGAUUAUUGUAGGAGACUCAGUUUCAAAUAUUUUGGCUGUGCGUGAUGUGUAUAGAGACCCGAUCAGCGAUGUAGAAUAUGUUUUUACUCUCUUAUUUAUAUUUAUUUUUUUAUACACAUAUAUAACAUUUUUUUCCUUUAUUUUGCCUUUUUAUAUCAACUUUUUAUUCCAAACGGAAGUAUCAGCAGACUUAACGACAAAGAAAUUAUUGUAAAAUAAUUGCAAGUCGAAAAGUCUUGUAAAAAUGCUAAGCAUUGUUAGUGAAAAUCAACGCGUACUUAGGUAAAGUUAUAUUUCAAUAUUUGUUCUAUUUUAUUGUUUGCUCGAAAUGAGCACACAAAUGUGUCCGAGAAUCAUAAACUGAUAAAAAAUUAGUCAAAUUAUUAAUUUAGAUAUUCUUUCGGUUUUACAUUUUUUAAAAAAUAUUUUUCUCUUUCACUAAAGUAUGAACAAGUUACAUUAGUAAACGUUAUAUUUAUAAUUUAUUAUGUUAAUAAAUUAUAAUUUUGGCUAAUUGCUAUGAGUAAAAAGUCAUCAUUAAUAAAAAAAGUCAGUAUAAACAUGAAGAUGAAGAAAAUAAACAGAAGAAGAAUUUACAAGAAAUACUAAAUAAUUAAUGAACUACAUUAUUGUUUUUUUCAUCGCAUAGAAAUCGAAAUAAAAUCUAUCGAAAAGUAAAUAAAGAUCUUAACCGUUAUAAGGCCUUUAAAAUUAUCAAAUGUAAAUAAUAAACACGGUUCUUAAAAUUUUUACCAGUAAUAUGUUUUGCCUAUAUCAAGCAACAUUUUGCUCCAGGAUCAUUUUUUCAAUAUUGAAAAUCAAUCAGUUUUGGAAAUUUAAAAAUUUCGUCAAUAAGAUGCUGAAAGAUGAAGAAAUUUACAAUUAU